UAUCCUUCACUCCUUGAUAACCAUAGAGAAGUAGUUGGUUGCUAGGGUGGCAGUUUAACUGUCCACCCUACGUCUUCCUUUCUGUCAACCGCUGACGUUGGAUUUCUGUCAAGCCCUUUUUUCUCCCACAGUUUUGUAAAGUGCAGGUUAUUUCCAGCCUUACAAUAUUUGGUUAGGUUCAACUCGAGCUCCGAGAAAACACUGCGUUUUGGUAUAGUCCCAUGGAACGAAGUUUGCAAAGCACCAUGGAUGCACGUUUUACUCGUGGGAAGUCUGCUAUCCUUGAGCGGUCACUCACCCGGCCCAAGACUGAUGUUAGCCUCAGUGCCUUUUCACUAUUGUUUUCUGAGAUUGUACAGUACUGUCAGAACAGGGUAUACUCUGUCUCUGAACUUCAGAACAAACUUUCUGAGCUAGGUCAGCAGGUGGGAGCCCGUAUCCUGGAUGUGCUGGUGAUGCGGGAGAAAAAUGGUAAGAGAGAAACCAAGGUCAUCAACAUUCUGCUUUUCAUCAAAGUGACUGUAUGGAAGGCUCUCUUUGGGAAGGAGGCUGACAAGCUGGAGCAAGCCAACGAUGAUGACAAGACCUACUACAUCAUUGAGAAAGAGCCUCUCAUCAAUACUUACAUUUCUGUUCCCAAGGAGAACAGUACACUCAACUGUGCUUCUUUCACAGCUGGCAUUGUGGAGGCCAUGCUGACCUGCAGUGGCUUCCCUGCCAAGGUCACAGCCCACUGGCACAAGGGAACCACCCUCAUGAUCAAAUUUGAUGAAUCAGUAAUAGCACGUGACAAAACCCUGGAUGGCCGCUGACUACAAUUUGUUUGAAUUAAUCUGAAUCUUGUAUAUGCGUAUUUUGACAGCAUCCUGAAAUAACUACCCUGACCAUGCUUUGGCGGUAUGUGGUGAGGAAGAAAUGGUCCAGUCUGUAUUGAUGGUAAAUGUUUCUACAGCAUUUGUACUGAUUAUCUAGGACCACUUCUGCUUCCAGAAAUCUCCCUGAAUUCUGUUCCUUGAAUCUUAGCAGAGGAUUGAAGAGGGAAUGGAGUUUGUUUUCCUUGCCAAAAGAUAGCAUAGCCCUAAUUAGCAGAUGAUCUAUAUAAUUUGAUGUAAAGAUCUCUCUUAUGCUGUUGUCUUUUCAUUUCUUUGUCAUUGCCCUACUGAUGUUGCCACUAGAAAAUACUGAUUAAGGGUGUAUAUUGCUGGAAUAAGCCAAGACAUCUUUGCUGCUGUUACUGCUUCUUAGCUAGUCCCUAUUGAUUAUUACUGAAUAUUUUACUCUGCUUGCUGUCUUACCUGCAGGCAUGAGCUGGAGCUGGCUUAGCAUACUAGGUGAAACCCACAAAUUACAUGACUAGAUUCCUUUAGAAUGGCUGAGGCUUGCAAACAAGGGCAGGGAUAAAACAUAUCGGGGUGAAAGUUGUGUCUGUCUCCCUGAAUUACACUCUUCACUGCCCAUGCUGCUUCUGCUCUGGAGACAAACAGGCAGCAGAAAUCUAAAUUUAGUACUUGCCUUCACACCCUCAAAUACCAAAAAAAGUUAGAAACUUCUCUGAGAGUUGUUCCAAGAGCUGUUCAUACAGGGCUUUCCAUCAGUACCACUGGUCCUUCAUACAAUUGUUUCCUGUCAUACUUUUUGAAGCAGGGAAAGUGAUGCAUUCCUGACCUAAGAUUUCUCUCUUAUUUUUUUUAAAGGGUAAAAUAAGGUAACUAAAAUACAAAGAACAUACUGUUGAAAUAUGUUUAAUUGCAGGGCUCUUCUUUAAACCAACCGUUUAUGAAUCAUUCCAUGAAAUGAAGAUGCCAAUGGUCUUGGAGAAUUAUACCCAGUUAAUAAAUUCUGUAAAAUAA
Rhineura floridana is the source of this 1850-nucleotide messenger RNA. RefSeq names its product trafficking protein particle complex subunit 5 (gene TRAPPC5). Gene Ontology annotation, biological process: endoplasmic reticulum to Golgi vesicle-mediated transport. Gene Ontology annotation, cellular component: TRAPPIII protein complex; TRAPPII protein complex; TRAPPI protein complex. The transcript has 2 exons. Bases 222 to 812 code for a protein of 196 amino acids. The record is from RefSeq and is a predicted model, not a curated record. NCBI's taxonomy places the organism in Eukaryota, Metazoa, Chordata, Lepidosauria, Squamata, Rhineuridae.